AGGCGAUCAUUUAAGGUGGAUCUAGCUGUGUGGAGGUUGUAGUUGAUGUGCUGGUAGCUGUAAGUGAGAAAUGUCCACAAUCGCUAUGAGGCCGCAGGCUGCCACCGCCGAGAUCCAGUCUUACUGUGAGAUGCUGAAGCCGAAAGCGGAGGCAAAGGCCGAGAGAACCUUUGGGGUCUACGUCGCCAAAACGUUCAUCACUAAAGUUUGGGAAGGAACCACCUACCUGGUUAAGGUGCAUGUAGGUGGAGAAGAAUACGUUCAUCUGAAUGUGUUUAAGAACCCCUUUACUUCUCCACAGAAACUAGGACUGCUGUCCAUCCAAACUGGAAAGAAGCUGAAUGAUCCACUUCAGUUCUGAGAUACGGGACGUCGUGUCCAGCUCUAUCAGCUGCUGCACCCAAACAUGCUCUGCUUUCAAAUCAAUCUGUAAAUAAUAAUACUUGUCUUUAAAGGCAAAGGAAAAUAAAAAACUUGUAAAAUUCUG
Molecule: messenger RNA, 487 nt
Organism: Colossoma macropomum (tambaqui)
Lineage: Eukaryota; Metazoa; Chordata; Actinopteri; Characiformes; Serrasalmidae
Product: cystatin-B-like
Exons: 3
Coding region: 71-361 (96 amino acids)
Cellular component (GO): cytosol
Molecular function (GO): cysteine-type endopeptidase inhibitor activity
Source: RefSeq, a predicted model, not a curated record